AUGAGAGAGGAGGUAGAAAAGGAGAAGUUACUCAGAAAGAGAAAGAGAGAAGAGAAAGAAGAUGCACCUUAUGAACCUUCUCCAGAGCAUGUUUCAGUAUCACAAUCUACUCCUAAGAGUAAAAAGAAAGCUGGAGGUCGAAAGAAGGCUACUCCAAAGAUUAAAUUGGAAAAGAGAAUUGAUGAGGUGAUAGCAGAAAACAAAAAGCUGGCGGAUGAAUGCAAAAGGAUUGCUGAAAGAGAAAAGUUUCUUGCUGUUCGAGUGUCUGAGUUAGAAGAGGAGAAGAAUCGUCGAGAAAGUGAAAACGAGUACUAUAAGUUGAAGAAUAAAGAGCUUAUGGCUGCUAAAGCGUUGCAUGAACACAAGUUCUACAUGCUGAAUAGAGUUGUGGAAAGCAUGUUAGAAACAACAGUGGAUCAAAAGUAUGAAGAGUUGAAGUUAGAGGAUCUUCGUGCAGAACGUAAAGCAGAAGUAGAAAGGCAAAUGAAAGAUAAAGGUAAAGGUGUUGAAGGAAGUUCUGUAAUGUCUAUUGUGCCUUCAAUGGUGAUAGAUAAUCCAGUGCCUAUAUCCUCAGUUCCUGGUAUAGUCAAAGAAGAAAUUCAAUCGCCAAAGUUAAUUGGUGGCGAAGAAGAAGAGGAUGAUGAAGAUGAUGAUGAGGAAGAGUUUGUUUAUUCUGCAAGUAGUCACAGUUCAAAAGCCAAUGAAGAAAGUGGGGAAGCUGAGAGAAAGGGGGAGUCGAGUAAGACUCAGAUUAUAGAACAUCAUGAACCGUUGUUCUUAUGUCUAGAUGUGUAUAGGGAGAUGUUAAACGAUGUAAAUCCCGAGAAUCCAAUUGAUCUUGAAGCUGAUCUGGAAUCUUUUGAUAUCAAUAAACAGAAAGAUUACAAGUAUAACUAUGUUGAGGAUGCAGAUCAGUAUGAUAGGGUUGAAGUAGAGGAUGGUUCGGAUAAUGAAAAUGUUACUGAAGACACUUCCAAACUUCCGACGUUAAUGGAGUUCUUCGCAGCAGAAAAAAGAGAAGAGUUGCGACAAAAGGUGACUGAAGCUGUGAAUGAAAAGGUGUUUGAAAACUUGAAGAAAGAUACUGAAAAAGAAAGUCAAUCAAAUGUUGAAAAAGAAGAUCAUUCAAAAUGGUUUAAAGACAGUCAUGAGAGAAAGUUCAAAAGGCCUUUGAAGUUUUUUCGACAUGAUAGAUCUAUUUCUCUUGGUGACAUUAUAAGUUGGGGUUUUCUUCCACAAGUCAAUGCCUAUGCAGUUUGA
Molecule: messenger RNA, 1260 nt
Organism: Helianthus annuus (common sunflower)
Lineage: Eukaryota; Viridiplantae; Streptophyta; Magnoliopsida; Asterales; Asteraceae
Product: probable DNA double-strand break repair Rad50 ATPase
Exons: 4
Coding region: 1-1260 (419 amino acids)
Source: RefSeq, a predicted model, not a curated record